Molecule: messenger RNA, 897 nt
Organism: Anopheles cruzii
Lineage: Eukaryota; Metazoa; Arthropoda; Insecta; Diptera; Culicidae
Exons: 2
Coding region: 53-433 (126 amino acids)
Source: RefSeq, a predicted model, not a curated record
CACACGAGUACCUUGACCUUGACCAGCAUUGACCUUGACCAAAAGGGCGGCGAUGGAUUUCAAGUGCCCUCUUUGUGACUCCUUCUUCGCAGCACAAGAGGAUCUCGCUGGCCACGUGAAGGAUUUGCAUACCGCGUAUUACUAUGAUACUUACAUGGCCAUACCGCUGGUUUUAAACGAUGCGGCCACCAUCGGUACAACGGCCACGGUGAUUACGACUGCUCCGACACCGGGUGGAACCGACACAGUGCUGGUAGUUGAUGACGGUGGUUGUUGUUGUUGUUGUGGCUGUUUCGACGGUUGCUGUGACGACGGAAGACGCGCAAAUCCCGGCAACGGUGGUGAUUGCGAUUGUGACUGCGACUGUUGCGAUUGUGGCGAUUGUGGCGAUUGCAACUGUGACUGUGAUUGUGGGGACUGUUCUAUAAUGUGACCCAACCGCUUCCGGUGCCUCUUACUCAUCGGAGACAUUGAUCGGAGAUAGCGUAAACCUGCUCCGGGAAGCAUCCAAGCGUCCACGUCCCAACUUCCAGUUUUACUGUUGCCCAGUAGAACACUGAAUUGUAUGCACCAAAAGCCCGUCCAAUUCUUACAAUUAGUCUCUAUUGCUGGACGUGUGGUCAACGGGCUUAAGAGUGGAAACUGCCAAACCGUUAUGGUUGUUUGUUAAGAUAUUCGUCGAAUGAUUAAGGAGAGCAACUGAUUACAAAAAUACUCUUCCAUCCCAGUGCAGUGAUGCAUUUCAUAGACGUACGAAGGAGUUUUUUCUCCAACGUUAAUAUGUUCCCCGUAGAAUGAACUGGAUUUGUAAUAGCUAGAUGAAAGAUUUACAUCUUGUUUGCAUCGUGUUUGUAGGUGUAUUAUAUUUCUAAAUUAAGUUUUCCGCAUUUUACACUU